This is a messenger RNA of Cuscuta campestris, 2501 nucleotides long. The record is from the annotation of a GenBank genome assembly. Lineage: Eukaryota; Viridiplantae; Streptophyta; Magnoliopsida; Solanales; Convolvulaceae.
UGCAUCUCAUUUUUUAUCAUUAAUUUGAAUUUAAUAACAUAAAAUGACCCUUGUAACGACUGGUGUCAUGCUAGUAUCGGCUAAAACCCCAUGUAUAAUAUAAUUUGCAGGUGCCAGCCAACGCCCUCCUCCCACAGUGUACGCAACGCCGGUACGGGAUCAGGACGCACGGACACAGUCGGCAGGUGGAGCAGUCUGCCGCCAGUCCGCCAUCGGCCAACGCGGUCGCCGCCGCCGUUGAACGCCGUUGCUCCAGUUCCUCCGCCUGUUCGCCGGAAGAGCAAUGAGAUACAUGCUGAUAGCAUAUCAGUAAAGGAAUCCACCCGAGUAAUUGACAGCUCACCAAGUCAAGAGCAUUGAGAAGAGAUGUUGAAGGUUCAGAGUUUUUUCUCACAUCUUCCCGACAGUUUUUAUCUUAGAGCCCCUUCUGUGAUUUCGUUAAUAGAAACAAAACAUACUUUACACCUUGUAUCUACAAUCAGAAAUCGGCUUCGAGCUCAAGCUUUCUCAACAAUUUCAAGUCAUGAUCUUUAUCUAUUUAACUCCAAAAAUGGUGAAAAAGAGAAGUUUACUCCUACCAUGCCUGGUAACGUAUCAAUUUACCUAUGUGGUGUGACUCCAUAUGACUAUAGUCACGUUGGCCAUGCUCGUACCUGUGUUGCUAUGGAUGUCCUCUUUAGAUACUUGAAACACAAGAACUAUGAAGUCAACUAUGUAAGGAAUUUUACCGACAUCGAUGACAAGAUUAUUUGUAGAGCAAACCUAUUGGGUGAAGACCCAUUAGCUUUAAGUAAGAGGUUUAGUGAAGAGUUUCUUCAUGACAUGUCUGAGCUUCAAUGUCUCCUUCCUACUUACCAACCCCGAGUGUCUGAUCACAUCAAUCAAGUUAUAAGUUUAAUACUUCAGAUUCUAAGGAAUGGUUGUGCUUAUGUAGUUGAAGGAAAUGUGUAUUAUUCAAUAGACAAAUUCCCAAACUACGGUCACUUAACAGGAAUGAAGUCAGAAGAAAAUAUAUCUGGUAUACGAGUUGAACUUGAUAAAAGAAAGCAAAAUCCAAAGGAUUUUGUUCUGUGGAAGGCUGCAAAGGUCGGUGAACCAAGUUGGGAUAGUCCAUGGGGUGCAGGAAGACCUGGAUGGCACAUAGAGUGCAGUGCACUAAGCUCUCAUUACCUUUCUUUUUCAUUUGAUAUCCAUGCAGGGGGAAUGGAUUUGAUGGUCCCACAUCAUGAGAAUGAGAUUGCCCAGAAUUGGGCUGCUUGCUCUGAGAGUAAUAUAAGCUACUGGAUGCAUAUUGGUACCGUCACUAAGAACAAUCGUAAGAUGUCAAAGUCAGAUGGAAAAUUUAUCACCAUUCGUGAUGUCACUAAAAAUUACCAUCCCUUGGCACUUAGACAUUUUUUCUUGCGAACACAUUACCGAUCAACGGUUGAUUAUUCAUCUUCACAAGUUGACACUUCAUCCGAGGCUGUUUUCUACAUUUAUCAGACCUUGCAAGAUUGCCAGGACAUUAUAUCAAAAAUCCAUGGAGACAACAGGUACGAAGGGGUUGAUAUGAGUUUUGGAGCCGUUGAACUUACACAUAGUGCUCAAAAUUGUAUUGACAAGAUGCACAAGGAGUUUCACGAAAAAAUGGCAGAUGAUUUGCACACAUCUCAUGUGUUAAAUGUUGUUCUUCCAGAGGCCUUAAAGUUUGUGAACAGUAUUUUAAACAAGAAGAAGCAUGAUAUAUUAAUGUGUCAAUUCUUAAUGGAGAUCGAGAAAGAAAUUAGAGAAGUACUGUUCGUUCUAGGAUUAUUGUCACCAUUCCCUUACUCUCAGGUUUUGCAAGAGUUGAAGCACAAAGCACUUGUACGAGCAGGAUUAGUUGAAGAGGACAUUCUCCGUUUUAUAGAGGAAAGAGCUUUGGCAAGAAAACAUAAAGAUUACUUAAGAAGUGAUAGAAUUAGAGAUGAAUUAGUUAGAAAAGGCAUAACUUUAAUGGAUGUUGGCAACGGAACGAUUUGGAGGCCAUGUCUCCCUAGCCAACAUUAGUUUUGGAUAACCUAUGCUACUCCAAGAAUAAUUUCAAGUUAUUGGUAAAUAUUUAGCUUGCAGGCUGAAUAAAGUUGUUUAUGUUCUCAAGCUUUUCUUGGCUCUGGCAUUAUUACCGCAGGUGUGCUUCCUAGGAUCCAACUUUGUCGGAGUUCACCUCUUCCAAGUGGGUUGUUUCUUUCCAGAAUUGUGAAGUUGUGAUGUCUGCAACAAAAAUGCUAGGAACCCACCACGGGUGACUCUAAAGAUGACAAUCACUGGUGAUUUAUACAUACAGAGACGUUUAUCGUUUGUGAACAUAGAUGAUCAUUGUCUGUAAGUAUAAAAUCAUCUGUGAUUGUAAUUAUCAUUCAUUGGGGCAACCGUGGUGGACUUCUAGCAUGAUCCAAUAUGCAAAGUGAUGAGUGACGUUGUUGCUACUGCGUUGUGGCACCAAAGACAAAUGAAGAAAAUGAACAGCUCCUAUAUGA